Molecule: messenger RNA, 1995 nt
Organism: Penicillium cinerascens
Lineage: Eukaryota; Fungi; Ascomycota; Eurotiomycetes; Eurotiales; Aspergillaceae
Product: fungal specific transcription factor domain-containing protein
Exons: 8
Coding region: 1-1995 (664 amino acids)
Biological process (GO): DNA-templated transcription; regulation of DNA-templated transcription
Cellular component (GO): nucleus
Molecular function (GO): zinc ion binding; DNA-binding transcription factor activity, RNA polymerase II-specific; transcription cis-regulatory region binding
Source: RefSeq, a predicted model, not a curated record
AUGGAAUCAAAUGCCGGCCAUGCACCACGCGCAAGGUCAAAUGCAGCUUCCAGGAAGAGGUCAAGGAUCCACGGCAUAAUCCCUACUUGCGCCUCAGGUCACCUGGUUCUUCUACAACCAGUUUUGGUCGUGCACCUGCGCGGAGAUGUACAACCGGCGCUGACGGGAAUACCGACCGGUGGCCCGAAUACAUCCGUGACAGAUGAAGAAAUACCGAAGCAACUUGAUUCGCUGAGAUCACGGAUUGCUGAUCUGGAACGGCGGCUUAUCACGGCACAGAGAGACGACGCUGAGUUCAUGAAUACCCCGCGAUCCCAAUCAAGAGCAUCCUUCAUGCAUUCUUUUGAGCCGGCGUUAUCUCACCCAAACUACCGAUCAUCACCUAUUACCUCCUUAGGAUCAAUCUCCAACUCCGACAGUCGUAGCCUAUGCAGUCCCCGGGGCCCUAUCAAUACCGAUGGUCCAUUGAAAGCAUUAAACAGCUUCCAAACAGAUGACCCAGUCGAGUUUGAAAUACACGAUCCCAUCGCCCGGUCGAUAUUGGCAGAAGGGGAGACAUAUGUUAUAUUCAAACUGUAUUUCACAAACUGUCAUCCGAACGCGCCUUUCCUGGAUGUGGACCUUGAUACAGACAUUGACCGGGUCCGCUCAAGUAGCAUUUUACUGUUCCUCGCUAUUCUCAGUGUCGGGGCCCGUUUCUGGGGUGCUUCAUCAAAAAAAGCUUGCUGGCUUCACCCUCGAUACCCCGACCUAGUGCACCUACUCGAUGCAGAGAUUAUGCGAGUCACACUCCGCCCUAGAAAUGACGACCAAAAGCUCGAAACAGUCCAAGCACUCAUGUUGUGUGCACACUGGAUGCCAUUCGACGUUGCUGCCAACGGCGAACGGUUCCGAUCCCGUUUUUCCGAAGGGGGUGCGUGGCAAUGCCUAGGUCUAGCGAUCCGCUGGGCAACAUCCCUAGUACUGGAACGAAGUUGCCAUAUAAGUUUCCAGAGUCCUGAAACAGUGACACGAGAAGAUGUACAGCGAUUCCGAACAAUGCUUUAUCUCGUGGAAAGCGAUCAUUACCUGGCCCUAUCCGCUCGACGCCCAUCCUACCUCAAUCCCGAAGUACUUCACGAUGUUCUCCCGAAUUUUCUCAAAUGCAAAUACGUGCAAAACACAGACAUCCGCCUCACCUCAUUAUUUCGUGUCGCCUACGGCGCCCAUUUUACCGGCUGCCGACCAACAUCUAUAGAGAGUGUCGAAGCAUUCGACAAAGACGUGCAGCUAAUUGAGCGCCAUUUCAUUUCAAGCGUGAGUGAUCAAUUGACGGACCAAUUUACCCAGCAUUUCCCAUUUACCUCGCUGCACUGGUACCGACUUUCAUAUGCGUGUGCGUUUCUGGACGUAACGGAUCCGACGCAGCGGACUGGCAAAGCGUUAACAUGGGCAAUUGGGUGGUCUAGCGAGAUCCUAAUCCACUUAUCCAGACCAAGCUCCAAGGAGGUUAACAGUGGUUCUGGCUGGGCUCAGCUGGAGCCAGAUCCGAGCGUGGUUGAUAUUUUGUCCUUCGCGAUUGACCAUUAUUUUGUUGUUAUUGCUUAUGCCGCGUUCUUCCUUGUGAAUAGUUGGCUGAGUAACUUGACGGACAUUAACCUUCGCCCUCAAGUGCAUCACCUAAAUGAGACAGCGUGCGAGGAAACUUCCGGUUCAUUGCUCUUUCGUUUAGUAGAUGUUGCUGCCCGCACACUUGAAGCGGCUAGUCCACCAGAGGGACAUCUAGCGCGUCGCUAUGUCCCGCUUCUGCGCGGGAUGUCAGGGUUGGUACUAUCUGGCAAUGUGCAAGGCCAGAAGACAAGCAGUGGCACGAGUGCGGUAAUGACGGAGACAAACGAGCCAUCUUCAGAGCACUUGCAAAGUCAGCUGGGAGAGGAUUUAUGGGAAAUGUGGCAACAGGCGGGUCUAGAGCCAAUGAUAUGGCCGAGCUUGUUGGAUGAUAUGUACGAGGGAUGA